CAGAUGGACCCAGAGAGACAUGCAUCCGUGUGGUGUACAUCUAUCCAAUCGAUUGGAUUCUCACCUGACAAAGGGGCAGAUGCUGGCAACGUGACAACAAGAAACAACGUGUUAAACUGUUCAAGGUAUCAGGAAUACGUGCAUGAGCAGCCCAGAAUUAAUUCAAGUUCGGAGACCGAGGUAGUGAAUGUUAUUGAGCCCAAAUGCUGUUUUUCGUGUGAAACGCAGGCCAGCUCAAAGCCAGGGAUAGAAAACUUCUAUUUAGGCAGUAGCAAGCCAAAGGAGAUGACAGCCAUGGACACUGAUGACCUAUCCCAGCUUGUUGGAGCUUUGAAUGAGGAUGCUGUUAUCAAGUUGCUGCAAAGCAGAUUUAAGAAGGGGCUUUACUUUACCAAAGUGGGUCCAGUGCUGCUACUUGUUAAUCCCUGUGAUACUGUGUUACCUCCCCAUCCUCUGGCGUGUUCAACCAUCAGAGGGCAAGAGUAUUUAAAAGAAAUGGUGACAACAGCUGCCGCACAGUUGGCUGAAACUGCCCACACGCAAGUCAUCACACUCAGGUAA
Molecule: messenger RNA, 561 nt
Organism: Lingula anatina
Lineage: Eukaryota; Metazoa; Brachiopoda; Lingulata; Lingulida; Lingulidae
Biological process (GO): actin filament organization
Cellular component (GO): cytoplasm; myosin complex; membrane
Molecular function (GO): ATP binding; actin filament binding; cytoskeletal motor activity
Source: RefSeq, a predicted model, not a curated record